Messenger RNA from Pecten maximus, 6593 nucleotides. RefSeq names its product DNA-directed RNA polymerase III subunit RPC1-like. Lineage: Eukaryota; Metazoa; Mollusca; Bivalvia; Pectinida; Pectinidae. The record is from RefSeq and is a predicted model, not a curated record. Gene Ontology annotation, molecular function: DNA-directed RNA polymerase activity; DNA binding. Gene Ontology annotation, biological process: DNA-templated transcription.
AAGAAAAAGGCGACCAUGGUGAAGGAACAAUGAGAGGCCGAUGUGGCCAAGAAAAUAAGCCAUGUUACCUUCGGGUUGUUGAAUUCCCACCAAAUGCAGCAGAUGUCUCAUUUACAUGUAGUCAGUAAAACCCUUUACAAUCAAGAUGGUAGUCGAAAACCUGUGCCAAAUGGUGUACUGGACCAUAAGAUGGGAACAAGUGAGAAAGACAACAACUGUGACACAUGUGGAAAGGGACUGGCAGAUUGUACAGGACAUUUUGGAUACAUUGACCUUGAGCUACCUUGCUUCCAUAUAGGAUACUUCCGAGCAAUUAUCAAUGUUCUACAAAUGACAUGCAAGGAAUGCAGUGGAAUUCUGCUCCGUUCCGAGGACAAGACACAUUUUUUAGAGAGCAUCAAGCGACCACUCACCUACCUCCAAUGCAAAGCAAUGAAGAAAAAGAUCUACGAAAAGUGUAGGAAGGUGUCCAUUUGUCCAUCUUGUGGAGCAUACAAUGGUAUGGUGAAGAAGUGUGGUUUACUGAAAAUCAUCCAUGAUAAGUAUAAAACUGGCCACAAGGGUAAUGAAAUCAUCCGUUCAGACUUCCUGUCAUCCUUUCAAGAUGCAGUGGAGCAUGACAAGGAGAUAGAGCCCCUCCUGAAUAAAACACAGGUUAUACUCAAUCCUGUCAUGGUGCUGAAGCUGUUCCAGAGAAUUUCUGAUGAGGACAUGCCGCUGUUGAUGAUGAACUCAGAUAUUGCUCGACCUGAAGACCUCAUCCUAACAAGAGUUUUAGUGCCACCCAUUUGUAUUCGGCCAUCUGUACUGUCAGACCUUAAAUCUGGAACUAAUGAAGAUGAUAUCACAAUGAAACUGACUGAGAUAUUGUUCCUUAAUGAUGUCAUUCAGAAACACAAGGCUACAGGAGCAAAGAUGUAUAUGAUUAUGGAAGACUGGGACUACCUACAACUACAGGUGGCAUUGUUAUACAACAGUGAGACAUCAGGCAUACCUAUACAUAUGCAGCCUAAGAAAUCUACAAGGGGUUUUGUACAAAGACUGAAAGGGAAACAGGGUCGUUUCCGUGGUAAUCUGUCGGGCAAACGAGUUGACUUCUCCGGCAGAACUGUGAUUUCCCCCGAUCCCAACAUGAGAAUAGAUCAGGUUGCUGUACCAGUACAUGUCGCAAAAGUGUUGACGUACCCAGAGCGUGUCAACAAAGCCAAUAUAAAGAUGCUGCGUAAACUGGUAAAGAAUGGAUGUGACAUCCAUCCGGGGGCUAACUUUAUACAGCAGAGGAACCACAUCAAAAGAUUUUUAAAAUACGGAAAUCGAGAAAAAGUUGCAAAGGAGCUCAAGUAUGGUGACAUUGUAGAACGACAUCUGAUAGAUGGUGAUGUUGUACUGUUUAAUCGACAGCCUUCACUCCACAAGCUCAGUAUACAGGCUUUUUAUGCAAAAGUUAUGCCCCAUCGGACAUUUCGCUUCAAUGAGUGCUGUUGCAACCCUUUCAAUGCAGAUUUUGAUGGUGAUGAAAUGAAUCUUCAUCUGCCGCAGACAGAGGAAGCCAAGGCCGAGGCAAUCACUUUGAUGGGGUCUAAAGCUAACAUCAUAACACCGAGAAACGGAGAACCGCUGAUAGCUGCUAUACAGGAUUUUAUCACAGGUGCCUACCUCAUUACCCAGAAAGAUGUGUUCUUUGAUCGGGCUCGAACCUGUCAGUUGAUUUCAGCCAUGUUGUCAGGGACAGACAGUGACAUGAAGAUAGAUUUACCUCCUCCAUGUAUCAUAAAGCCCUGCAAGUUGUGGACUGGCAAACAGAUAUUUGGCGUACUGUUACGACCAAAUAAGAAUUGUCCAGUGAAGGCCAAUCUUCGUACUCGUGGGAAAAACUACUCAACAGGGGAGGAUCUCUGCUAUAAUGACUCUUUUGUUGUCAUACGUAACAGUGAACUAAUGUGUGGGUCAAUGGACAAAGGAACGUUGGGGUCUGGCUCCAAAAAUAAUAUCUUCUAUGUGAUUCUGAGGGACUAUGGUGAACAGUAUGCUGCCUAUGCCUUGGUUCGCCUGGCCAGACUCUGUCCAGCUUUCCUCAGUAACCGAGGGUUUUCCAUUGGUAUCGGGGAUGUAACACCAGGUGUUGGACUGGUCAAGGCCAAGAACCUACUUCUGGAGGAUGGAUAUUCAAAGUGUGAGAGUUACAUCCGUGACUUGGAUGAAGGACGACUACAGACACAGCCUGGAUGUAGUGAAGAAGAAACACUGGAGGCCUGUAUCCUAAAAGAACUGUCUGUAAUCCGUGACCAUGCUGGAAAAGCUUGUCUUCGAGAGCUACACAAGAGUAACAGCCCCCUGACUAUGGCCAUCUGUGGUUCUAAGGGAUCAUUCAUCAACAUUUCUCAGAUGAUAUCCUGUGUGGGACAGCAGGCCAUAAGUGGUAAGAGGACACCCAAUGGCUUCGAGGAUCGUGCUCUACCUCACUUUGAAAAGCAUGCUAAGGAUCCAGCAGCACGAGGUUUCGUUGAGAACAGUUUCUACACUGGUCUGACACCAACAGAGUUUUUCUUCCAUACCAUGGCAGGCCGAGAAGGUUUGGUUGACACAGCAGUCAAGACAGCAGAGACUGGCUACAUGCAGCGACGACUGGUGAAAUCACUUGAAGACCUGUGUUCCCACUAUGAUCUGACAGUAAGGAGUUCUACGGGAGAUAUCGUCCAGUUCCUGUACGGAGGUGACAGCCUCGACCCAGCUUGCAUGGAGGGCAAGGAUACACCCAUAGACUUCAAACGUGUGUUUGACCAUGUCAGGGCAAACACCAGAAGAAGUAGUCAAGGAGAAAAAGCACUCAAUGGUAAAACCAUUGUCCAACUGGUUGAACAGAAAUUAGCUACCAACAUGUUCCAGACCUGUAGUGCAGAAUUUAAGAAUGACCUUAAAAAAUGGCUGAAAAGUAUCAACAAAUCUAGACAAAAGUAUGGUAUUCUUGAUGAGCAGGAGCAGCGACUUCCACCAGUGCUCCUUGAGGUGGAGAGAGUGACUGAAACCCAACUUGACCAUUUCCUGUCCUGCUGUAAGCACAAAUUUAUGCGGGCCCAAAUAGAACCAGGGACAGCUGUUGGAGCUGUGUGUGCACAGAGUAUUGGGGAGCCAGGCACACAGAUGACCUUGAAGACAUUUCACUUUGCUGGUGUUGCUUCCAUGAACAUCACACAGGGUGUGCCUAGGAUUAAAGAAAUCAUCAACGCCUCAAAAAUCAUUAGUACACCCAUCAUCACAGCCCAGUUGGAAGUGGAAAAUGAUGCAGAAUUUGCACGAGUCGUCAAGGGUCGCAUUGAAAAGACAACUUUAGGAGAGGUGUCUGAAUAUAUGGAGGAAGUGUUCUUGCCAGAUGACUGCUUCAUAUUGAUCAAGCUUGACUUGGAAAGAAUACGCCUGCUCAAGCUGGAAGUCCAUGCAGACAGUAUCAAAUUUGCCAUAUGCAGCUCCAAGCUCAAGGUGAAACCACAGCACAUCCAGAUCCACAGUGAAGCUGUCAUUACAGUGAAGCCAAACGAAACUUCCAAGAGCUCAAUGUACUACGUUCUGCAGACACUGAAGAAGGAGCUGCCAGGUGUAAUGAUCAAGGGUAUACCAUCCGUGACUAGAGCUGUGAUACACAUAGACGAGGGUGAGGGAGACAAGUACAAACUACUGGUAGAGGGGGACAAUCUGAGAGCAGUCAUAGCCACACCAGGGGUAAAGGGUACCCACGUGUCGUCCAACAACACACUGGAAGUAGAAAAGACAUUGGGUAUUGAGGCUGCUCGUACCACCAUCAUGAACGAGAUCAACUACACAAUGUCAAGUCACGGAAUGAGUAUUGACAUCCGCCAUGUGAUGCUUCUAGCUGACCUUAUGACCUUUAAGGGAGAAGUUUUGGGGAUUACCCGAUUUGGAUUGGCCAAAAUGAAGGAGAGUGUCCUCAUGCUGGCUUCGUUUGAGAAGACAGCAGACCAUUUAUUUGAAGCUGCCUAUCAUGGACAGAAAGACACAAUCAAUGGUGUGAGUGAAUGCAUCAUCAUGGGCAUCCCGAUGGGAAUCGGCACCGGACUAUUCAAGCUACUACACAAAGCAGAGAAGAACGUGAAGCCGCGACGACGCCCACUUGUCUUUGACAGGACAGAGUUUCACCUUCCAGUAGUAUCCUGACAUGAGUGCUGUUAAAUAUCUCCGAGUAUUUUGUUAAGUUUGAUCAUGUUAAUGUUCUCUGAUGAUUGUGUACCAGAUAUUGAGUAUAUGUAUUUAUAUUGUCAAAAGCUCUGUUAUGACAACUAUUGAGUAUGAAGGAUAUUUGAGGCUAUAUUGGAUUGUUUCUAUUUCUUUUCUAAUUUCUGCUUGGCUUGGAAAAUAUUUUUGAUUUCGUUGAAUGUCGCUGAGCAGAGGAAAAAGGAACUAAAGCAAGUAAAUCCAGUGUAGUUUCAGGCAUCCUUAGGGAGAAGUAGAAGAUGUAUGUGGUGAGUCCAGGGCCUUUCAGAUGAAUGUACCGGUACAAUGUGUGUGGCAAGUCCAGGGCCUUUCAGAUGAAUGUACUAAUACAAUGUGUGUGGCGAGCACAGGGCCUUUCAGAUGAAUGUACCGGUACAAUGUGUGUGGCGAGCACAGGGCCUUUCAGAUGAAUGUACCGGUACAAUGUGUGUGGCAAGUCCAGGGCCUUUCAGAUGAAUGUACCGGUACAAUGUGUGUGGUGAGCCCAGGGCCUUUCAGAUGAAUGUACCAAUACAAUGUGUGCAAUGAGUCCAGGGCCCUUUAGAUGAAUGUUGGUACAAUGUGUGUGGCAAGUCCAGGGCCCUUUAGAUGAAUGUACCAGUACAAUGUGUGUAGCGAGUCCAGGGCCCUUUAGAUGAAGGUACCGGUACAAUGUGUGUGGUGAGCCCAGGGCGUUUUAGAUGAAUGUACCGGGACAAUGUGUGUGGCAAGUCCAGGGCCUUUCAGAUGAAUGUACCAAUACAAUGUGUGUGGUGAGUCCAGGGCCUUUUAGAUGAAGGUACCGGUACAAUGUGUGCGAUGAGUCCAGGGCCUUUCAGAUGAAUGUACCGGUACAAUGUGUGUGGUGAGUCCAGGGCCUUUUAGAUGAAUGUACCAAUACAAUGUGUGUGGUGAGUCCAGGGCCUUUUAGAUGAAUGUACCGGUAAGAUGUGUGCGAUGAGUCCAGGGCCUUUCAGAUGAAUGUUGGUACAAUGUGUGUGGCAAGUCCAGGGCCCUUUAGAUGAAUGUACCAGUACAAUGUGUGUAGCGAGUCCAGGGCCCUUUAGAUGAAGGUACCGGUACAAUGUGUGUGGUGAGCCCAGGGCGUUUUAGAUGAAUGUACCAGUAAGAUGUGUGCGAUGAGUCCAGGGCCUUUCAGAUGAAUGUACCGGUACAAUGUGUGUGGCGAGUCCAGGGCCUUUUAGAUGAAUGUACCGGUACAAUGUGUGUGGCAAGUCCAGGGCCCUUUAGAUGAAUGUACCGGUACAAUGUGUGUGGCAAGUCCAGGGCCUUUUAGAUGAAUGUACCGGUACAAUGUGUGUGGCAAGUCCAGGGCCCUUUAGAUGAAUGUACCGGUACAAUGUGUGUGGCAAGUCCAGGGCCCUUUAGAUGAAUGUACCGGGACAAUGUGUGCGAUGAGUCCAGGGCCCUUUAGAUGAAUGUACCGGGACAAUGUGUGUGGCGAGCACAGGGCCUUUCAGAUGAAUGUACCGGUACAAUGUGUGUGGCAAGUCCAGGGCCUUUCAGAUGAAUGUACCGGUACAAUGUGUGCGAUGAGUCCAGUGCCCUUUAGAUGAAUGUACCGGUACAAUGUGUGUGGCAAGUCCAGGGCCUUUCAGAUGAUUGUACUGGUACAAUAUGUGUUAUGAGUCCAGGGCCAUUUAGAUGAAUGUACCAGUAAGAUUUGUCUGAUGACUCCAGGGCCCUUUAGAUGAAUGUACCGUAAGAUGUGUGUGAUGAUUCCAGGGCCCUUUAGAUGAAUGUACCGUAAGAUGUGUGUGAUGAUUCCAGGGCCCUUUAGAUGAAUGUACCGUAAGAUGUGUGUGCAUUAUUAGAAUUCCAUUUCAAUGAGGUUUUGUUGUGUAAUGUUAAUGUGUGGGAUUGCGUGACAUUUCAGAUAACUUUCAGAUGUGUAAAAGAUCUGAUUUGAUAACUAGUCUAGGGUGUCUGCUACAUCAGACUUUCUUUGUGACAAGUAUCAGAUAUUAUAACAUGCAACAUUAUCACAGGUCUACAGUUUCCUCUGACUUUCACCAGACUGUUGAUGGAGAAGCAUGUGGCUUGACAGUGGGGGAAAGUCUGAUUCAAACAGACUCUCAUGUGCCUUCAAGCCAUCAGAUCAAGGAAGAGUUGGACCACAUUUUGAGUGUAUGGCAUGUCACAGCUUUGUCUUGAUAUGUGCGUAGUUUAUGUGAUAUUUACACUGACUUGUGGUUCAAGUGUGCAUGUUCUAUUAAAGUAAUGUUUCAGCUAUAUCAUAUAUUAACACUGUCACUGUUUAUUUAGGAAGGUUUUGAGUCAGAAUGAUAUAUGUGAGAAAGAAGUCAGAGUUUGCAAUAAAUCAGUAUAAAGACACAUAAAAUGGAAAUAAAGUUUGUAUUUAUAUU